Molecule: messenger RNA, 690 nt
Organism: Fonsecaea multimorphosa CBS 102226
Lineage: Eukaryota; Fungi; Ascomycota; Eurotiomycetes; Chaetothyriales; Herpotrichiellaceae
Exons: 1
Coding region: 1-690 (229 amino acids)
Cellular component (GO): mitochondrial large ribosomal subunit
Molecular function (GO): structural constituent of ribosome
Source: RefSeq, a predicted model, not a curated record
AUGGCGGAGCUCAAUGCUCUGCCGCUCCGGUUGAAGAACUUCUUCGCCCGGUACCCUCCUCAGCUCUACUCUGCCAAAUUCACAGGCAUCACAAUACCCUUGACGCGGAGAGAAGCGAAAGAUGCGGCCGUCGCCCGAGCCGCCGAACUACAAACCCAGGUGUCUGCUUCUUCCACCCGCUCGUCGCGCCCCGUCGCGAGCAUUCUUGCACAGCCCAUAUCAGUAUCAACCACAGCAUCCUCUUCAGAGUCAGAGGCUUCGCCAGCAGUGGCAGCCGAGACAGAAAUUCCCCCUAUACCUACGCCGAUACAAACGGUUAGCACCAACCUGCAGAAAUUCCCGCUCAACCCCUUCCUCCCGCGGAAAAACUUCGUAACCGGCCGCUGGGCAGGCCCAAAGAUCGGUCUGCGCCGGCAAGCGGACCUCGUGAAACUCGCAAGGGAGUUCGGCAUAGAAGAGCUGCUUCCACCGGGGAAGAAAUCUUCUGCGUUCAAGGAGUCGCGGUUGCUGCAGAGAGGACUGAGGAUUAGAGGCACGGGCGAGGGACAGAAAGUCAAGGGCCACAAGUGGGAGAGACACAUGGGGGCGACGUUGGAGAAGAGGAGGAAGGCAAUGGAAAGCAUGCCGGAGUUGAUCAGAGAGUGGAAACAGAAGGGCCAUGGGCGAGGGUGGAAGAAGUAUCCCAAAUAG